Pelobates cultripes (western spadefoot toad) is the source of this 1095-nucleotide messenger RNA. NCBI's taxonomy places the organism in Eukaryota, Metazoa, Chordata, Amphibia, Anura, Pelobatidae. The record is from the annotation of a GenBank genome assembly.
AUGGCAUCGAAAAAACCUCGAGCACAGGCAAACACUACCCCAGCGGUACCACUUACCACGUCCAAAACUUCCCUCCGACGGUAUUUCGGAGAAAAACCGGAGCCGGAGAGCAAAUCCAAGAUGGCGGCGGUAGAGAAAUCUCCCGCGCACAGCGCACCUUCUAGCCCUGCACCCUCAGAAAGCUCAUUAGAGGGUAACGACCUAAAAACCCUACUCUCACAACUACCAUCUAAACUAGAUCUGGAACUGAUGUUUUCCAAGAUGGAGAGGAGCUUUGGGGACAAACUACAAUCGCUCCACGAAGAGGUAAGCCAAAUAGGCCACAGGGUACAGACACUAGAAGAAGAAGGGGAGGCAAGUGCCCUGCAUCUCACAAACAUACAAUCCCUCCAGCAAACCCACAAUGAAGCCAUCCUAUUCUUACAAAGAAAAAUAGAGGAUUUGGACAAUAGAGGCAGGAGAAACAACCUCAGGAUAAGGGGUUUCCCUGAAACACAGCAGGGGGAGACAGAAGAUAUCAUACUCCUACUCACUGGCCUCUUUAACAAGAUACUGGGCAGGCCUCUUGACACAGUCAUUAAAUUUGACCGCGCACAUAGGGCGCUUAGACCUCGGGCACUGCCCCAGGACAAACCAAGGGAUAUUAUCUGUAAAAUCCACCACUUCCCACUUAAAGAAGCAAUCCUGCAAAAAGCUAAGCACCUCAGAGAAAUCAAACAUGACGACCAUAAAGUGCUGAUUUUCCAAGACUUGGCACAAUCGACCCUCAUAGCGAGGAGAGCACUCAGACCCAUAACAACAGCCCUUUCGGACAUGAACAUUAGAUACAGAUGGGCAUAUCCCUUUGCUCUUGUGGUCACGCAGCAAGGGACAACGUACUCUAUCUCGACACCUGCGGAGGUCCAAGCCUUCCAGCAAGCCCUAAAACUACCAAAGGCCGCAGUGGAGGACUGGACUGGGCUAACACUGGGACAGACAUCACACGCCUCUCAGAAAAAUAAAUGGCAAAGAACCCCGAAGAAGCGCAGAAGGCGUAUCCCAUCGGGCAAUGAACAGACCACAUCACCCAGAGGCACCACAAGCAGACCCACCUGA